Molecule: messenger RNA, 2844 nt
Organism: Trichomycterus rosablanca
Lineage: Eukaryota; Metazoa; Chordata; Actinopteri; Siluriformes; Trichomycteridae
Gene: slc7a6
Product: solute carrier family 7 member 6
Exons: 10
Coding region: 57-1562 (501 amino acids)
Biological process (GO): amino acid transmembrane transport
Cellular component (GO): membrane
Molecular function (GO): L-amino acid transmembrane transporter activity
Source: RefSeq, a predicted model, not a curated record
ACCAGAGAGCUAAACAGAGAGAAGCGGGUGCUCUCCAUGCACCUCCAACAGGCAGAAUGGAGAACAGCACUGAUGGCUCUAGAUUAAACGGGCAGACCGAAAAUGGCAGAGAGGGCUCUCGACCCCAACAGACAAUGCAGCUAAAGAAGGAGAUCUCACUGCUGAAUGGCAUCAGCCUUAUCGUGGGUAACAUGAUCGGCUCUGGCAUUUUUGUUUCUCCUAAAGGCGUGCUGAUCUACAGCGCCUCAUACGGACUGUCCUUGGUCAUCUGGGCCAUUGGUGGCAUCUUCUCAGUGGUCGGUGCUCUCUGCUAUGCUGAACUGGGUACCACCAUUACCAAGUCAGGGGCCAGUUAUGCAUAUAUCCUGGAGUCAUUUGGUGGCUUUCUUGCAUUUAUUCGGCUUUGGACGUCACUCCUCAUCAUCGAGCCCACCAGCCAGGCUGUCAUCGCCAUCACUUUUGCCAACUACCUGGUGCAGCCUCUCUUUCCCACGUGUGAACCGCCAUACUCAGCAUCUAGACUCAUCGCUGCUGCCUGCAUCUGUCUGCUGACAUUUAUUAAUGCUGCAUAUGUAAAGUGGGGCACCAGGGUACAAGAUGUUUUCACCUACGCCAAAGUGCUGGCCCUUAUUGUUAUCAUUAUUACAGGCAUUGUGAAACUGUUCCAGGGUAGUACAGAAAACUUUGAGGGGUCAUUUCAGGGAUCAUCUCAGGACCCAGGAGCCAUUGCCUUGGCCCUGUAUUCAGCCCUGUUCUCCUAUUCAGGUUGGGAUACCCUCAACUUUGUUACGGAGGAAAUUAAGAACCCAGAAAGGAAUCUUCCUCUGGCUAUAGCCGUGUCUAUGCCUAUUGUCACCAUUAUCUACCUCCUGACCAAUGUGGCCUACUAUGCCGUGCUGGACAUGAGCUCGAUCCUUGCCAGCAAUGCUGUGGCUGUGACCUUUGCUGACCACACCUUAGGAGUGAUGAGCUGGACAAUACCUAUAGCUGUGGCUCUGUCAUGCUAUGGUGGACUCAACUCUUCCAUUAUUGCUGCAUCCAGGUUGUUCUUUGUGGGGUCUCGGGAAGGGCACCUACCAGAUGCCUUAUCUAUGAUCCAUGUCGAGAGGUUCACACCAGUCCCUGCUCUCCUCUUUAAUUGUGCAAUGGCACUGAUCUACUUGUCAGUGAAGGAUGUCUUCCAGCUGAUCAACUACUACAGCUUCAGCUACUGGUUUUUCGUUGGCCUGUCCAUUGCUGGUCAGAUCUACUUGCGAUGGAAGGAGCCAAACCGGCCACGCCCAUUGAAGUUGUCCUUGUUGUACCCCAUCAUCUUCUGCCUGUGCACUGUAUUCCUGGUGGCAGUACCUCUCUACAGUGACACACUUAACUCCCUCAUUGGCAUUGCCAUUGCACUCUCAGGUGUACCUGUAUACUUCCUGGGCAUUCACCUGCCCGAAUCUAAGCGACCUCCUUUCAUCACUAAGCUGCUGCGUUCCAUAACUCGUUUUACUCAGUUCACAUGUUUCUGUGUUCUCACUGACAUGGACCCGGUGGAUGGAUCUGCACACAAGGAACACUGAAGCUCACAGACAUGCACUGUGCUGGACUCCCAUAUUCCGAACUGAAAACGUGUAUUCACAGUGAAGGUGAACGGACUGUGCAACGUGAUGCAGGUGACCUACACUGUCCAGCCUUCUCUCAGGAACAAGUGCAAUGUGCUCUACGGAGGAUAAUUUAUGUUUUUUACACAAGCUGCUGGGCUUGAUUUGUCUUCCGGUAACCAGAGGGGAGAGAUGUUUAUUUACUUCAUCUUGUUGGACUAAGGACUAAGUAAUAUUUUCAAAUACAUUGUUAUUAUUAUUUAUUGGCAAAAUUACUUUUUUAGGCUUUUCAUACUUUUAUAAUAUUCACUUUUGCUAAAUAAAUUUUUAUGUAAUUAGUUCUGUAUGACUUUUGAAACAAAGAAAUGACCACAGCCUUAAGUCGUUCAUUAAAAUAAAGGUUAGACAGUAAUGCUGCCAAGUACACGUCAGAAGUUUCUGCUUAAGAGUUUACAUUUGUGGUCAGAAUCAAACAUGCUUGGCAGGUAUCUUGUUUGUAUUAAAGUAUAAAAACGCAUCAGGCAUCAAUAAUGUUUGGGAUUUAUACAAAAAAACGUUACAUUCUAACUAGCGAUUUAAAAAAUUGGUGCCGUUCAUAAGCUGUUUUGUCAUUUUACCCAUUUCUGACAGAACUUAAAAAAGCAAAAUAUCCUGAUCCAUAGUCUCUUAUGUUAAACCAUAAUAUGAAUUUCUACAUAACGAUGAUUGACUAUGACUAUGUCCAUAAGGGUAGCCAAGACCCUGUGACCCUGUUACUGCAUUGCACCCAGUAAUUCUGGGAAAACCUGACCCACUGUGACCCUGGGCAGAAUAAAUCAGUAUUUUAACAUGCAAAUAAAUUAUAUACACAGGUGAGUUUUGAGUUUGUUACGUUAAUGUCAGCACAUCAUCACUUUUUCUAUGGGGCUGUAAAAUGUCUUGAGGCUUUGCAAGUGAUUAGGGAACAUUAGGAGGUUUUGAUAAUUGCAUGUCAUUCUCCUUUUUAAAGUUGUUCAACACUCUCAGAUGUAUGUUCUGAGCUUUUCAUAUGCAUAAUUAUUACUCCAAUGCCUCAACUGUUUGUUUUUAGGAGGACUGUUCAGAAAGCACUGUUAGGGGAUGGGUGUGGAACUACAAGUUGUUUCGAGAAGGAAAUUUGUAGAAAAUGAAUGUAAGCUGAAACACGCACACAAUUCAGAGUGGAUGCACUUUUGUAAAGUGCUGCUGAGACAUUUCAUAUAAUGUAUGGAGCAAAAAUAAAAUGUAAACUUUAAAAUUUUAA